Messenger RNA from Schistosoma curassoni, 414 nucleotides. The record is from the annotation of a GenBank genome assembly. Lineage: Eukaryota; Metazoa; Platyhelminthes; Trematoda; Strigeidida; Schistosomatidae.
AUGCAACGUUCAUAUCACAGUAUUUAUUCAAUAGUUUCAUCUCUUAAAGAUAAAUCAGGCAUAUCUAUACUACUAGCAAAUCAAUUCAAUGCUCCACCUUCAGUUCAAUCAACUACAGGAAUGAAUGAUAUUUAUAAUGUUUCAUCAUUACUUUCCAUUCUAUGGUUAUCUCAUUUAAUGAAAAAUAGUCAACUAUCAAUGCCUCCUUCAAUAAAAUAUAUGUCAUAUGAUCAAAUACAUAGUUUACAUAUUCUAAAAAGUAGUAAAAAAGUGACAAAAUGUGAUAACUACGGUAUUACGUUUCCGAAUGAUGGUUUUCAACCACUUUUUAAUAGAACAUUUGAUCCGACAAUGAUGAAACAACAAUCUACACAAUCAGAUCUUGCAGUACAACAUUUAAAUUUAAGUGAAUAA